Molecule: messenger RNA, 729 nt
Organism: Wasmannia auropunctata (little fire ant)
Lineage: Eukaryota; Metazoa; Arthropoda; Insecta; Hymenoptera; Formicidae
Exons: 3
Coding region: 92-433 (113 amino acids)
Source: RefSeq, a predicted model, not a curated record
GUGAAACUUUCGCCAUUGUCCUGGGAAAAGGCGCAACUAUGCUCCUCCGUUGGAAUACUUUAUCGCACACUGCACAGGAGAUAACUUCUUGAUGAAUGUUUGGUUUUUCGAUCAGCGAACGCUAGACGAGGGAAAAAUGAGGCAUGAUCUCUCGUCGCUCAUCAACGGCGCAUUUCUUGUUGAAAGCACAAAGACGAAGCGUCAUUGUGCUUUCGUAACCUUGCUGAAUUGCCGAAAAACAGUUAGCCACGCAAUGGAACUAUACAAGAAGAACCAAGCUUCGCGUCGCGUCAGCAUCGACGUCGACGGUGACUGUCGUGGAAAAAUAACAGUCUCGUCCGAGUUUCACUUAAAGUUGUCGUCCCGCUUGAAAUUGCUGGGACAGGCCCUUGGUCAUCGUCGGGAAGUAUCGACAUUUGGUAUCUUAAGAUAAAACAGUUGAUUGGAAAAGUUCUUUAAAGAACAGUAAGAGGGAAUGUAAGAACACUGUGUAGAAUCUAUCGGAUAACUUUUUAACUACAAAUUGUAUUACAACGCAAAUUACCUAUAAUAUUAUUCUUAGCGAACAUUAAUUUGAAUAAUAUCGCUUUCAAAGUUUAUCAUUUUCAAUAUUACCACCGGAUUAAUUUUUUAAAAUAUGUGUAAAUGUAUUUUUACAUUCGCUAUUAUCUACUUAUUCAGUUUAAAACCAUAGUUAAACAGAAAGUGUACACGUGUGCGCGCGCGCGA